Molecule: messenger RNA, 3086 nt
Organism: Achroia grisella
Lineage: Eukaryota; Metazoa; Arthropoda; Insecta; Lepidoptera; Pyralidae
Gene: dmpd
Product: F-box only protein 28
Exons: 8
Coding region: 153-1655 (500 amino acids)
Biological process (GO): positive regulation of DNA-templated transcription
Cellular component (GO): nucleus
Molecular function (GO): protein binding; transcription coactivator activity
Source: RefSeq, a predicted model, not a curated record
CCAAAAAAAAUACUUUUUGUGAAAGCGUAACGCGUUUGAAACUACUGCGUCUCAUUAUUACUUUCUUACAAAAGAAAAUAUUUGAUAUAAUUAACAAAACAUGUACAUGAACUCUUGAUUUUCAGAAAUAACCAUAAAGUAAACUGAAGAACAUGGUGUCGACGAGGCAAAUGAGUAGCGUUGGAGGUAGCAGUGGUAGUAGUGAUGGUGCUGGGCCCUCGCAUGCGGAGCCAGUGGCUGUGUCCCGCGUGACUCGUCACUCUAGUGCUUUGCUCCCGGGUGGUUCUUCGCCGCAUUCCAGCUCUUCAAAGUGCAACAGCAUAGUACCGGCUCCGAAAAGUUAUACCACAAACUUACUUGAUUUGCCUAUUGAACUUGUGGAUAAGAUCUUUAGCUACUUGGGAUUCAAAACUGUCUCUCAACUCAGGAUGGUCAAUCGGCAAUUUAAUACCAUAUGUAGUUCUAUUUUAAAUUCUACUUUUCAACGGCUCCAAAACCAAAUGCUGCAUAGAUUUCAAUCUAUCAAAGCUAAGAUGCCACGGCGGGAGUCUGCUCGUAGGAGCCAUCCUUUAGCUUGUGAAUCUGAUAUAAUUGAAACACUGCAUAUGAGACUUAGUCUCUUGCAGAUGACAUUUGGAAAACACAUUGAAAGGAAACAUUGCUGUUUUUUCCCAGGAGAGAUUCUUGAUGAGGUAUACAGUAUACUGUCCUACUUAAAAACGACCACUAAAUUGGCGAGGCCUUAUAAAGUAACUGAUGAGCUCUUUGAUUUGACCACAAUGGCCAUGGAAUACUUCAAAGAGCACAUUGAACCUAAUUUGCCGGAGAUUACUUACUUUGGCACAGAUUUCUUUGACAUUACUACAGCUUUUUCUCCAGGUGAGAGUAGUAAGUCAUACAUGUGCUUGGAUUCACCCCCGCCGAGUGGCUUCGAGUCGUCUUCCCAGCAGCAGGGCGGAAACUCGUCGGGCGAUCGUCGUGUGUCUUCGCUCAAUCUCUACAUGGAGGAAAGCUUGCCACCUUCUCCGCCACCACCACAAAGCAAUAUGGUGCUCAGGAAACGGAUACACCGCAUCAAACAGGGAAUGAAAAAAUAUAACGAUCAAUUGUCAGCGCUACGUAGCGACCUUCGUAAUUGCAAACGCAAGACAGCUCUGCAACAAAAGCAAAUUGCUGAACAACAAAAACAAAUAGCUGAGCAACAGAAACAAACAUUGGAGUAUGCCAACCGGCUUGAUGAUUAUGACAAGAAGAAUGAGGAAACAAGCCGCAAGUUUCAAACUUUACUGCAGGAGUUGAAUAAAUGUAAAACGGAGCUACAAUAUUGGCGAUCUCGGUCACCAGCCGUUCCUCCAUUGUGUGCGGAAUGCGGAGCUUCGCUCAGCGUCUCCCCGGCGUCGUCUCUUUCACAAUGGACGGCCGGUACGAGCGCCGAGGCGAGUGAAGAGGUCCUCGGCGCCAGUUCGGCGGGGGCCAGCAGCGCGGGCGGCGCGGCGGACGCGGCCACCGAGCUGCCGACCAAGGCCGAGCUGAAGGCCGAGUCGAGCGGCGACGACAGCGGCACGCCGCCCUCCCGCCGCCGGGCCUCCGCCGACACCGCCGCCGGCACUCCCGAGCGGAAGAAGCGUCGCCUCACGCGUCCGCGCAAGCUUUGAGCGCCCGCCCGCUACCGCUUCCGCCUCCGCUCUCAUCCCGGCCGCGAUACCCGGCCCCGCAGGACCGACCGGCGACACCGAGCUGAUAGGUGAGUGGGUAGUGAUCAUACUAUAUUCACGGAGAAGAGCUGAUAUGGAAAAAAUGUUACUGGCAUACCAUUCACCGAGGAUAGAGGCAAAUAUUGAACACAAUAGCAGUCAUGAAGAGGGUUCUAUUGAGACUUUGUCAUUGUGUAGUUUGUAAUCAAAACAAUAUUGAAAAUAUCAAAUUAAGUUUACUGAAAAUUACAAACCACCACACUGUAUUGGCAUUUAUCUUAAUGCUCCUGUUGAUGAUCACUUAUCUUUGUUGUCUUCAUCUUUUCUAUGAAAAGAAAACACUUUUAUUAGCUUCUCUUUGUGAAUAGAGUGGACUCGCUUACUAGCUCGUAUUUGAUUGGCUAUGUGAUUAUAAGCCAUAAUUAGUGAUUCUGUUCAUUGGAAGCGGUCGCGUUAAUCGUUCUACGACCGUGUUCAUUAAUAUCCAAUACUGUAAUAAUCUUCGGCGGUAUACAGUAAACAUUCUGAAUGCGGUCAAAUAAUGCUGUAGAGGCAUGUUAGACUUUCAUGUAAGCCUAUCGUGAGAAAUUAGAAAAUAGAUUGUGGUUUUUGGUUUGAUAUUAGUAUGAUUUAUAUCAUUGACAGAACCAGAAAACCAUCAUCUGUCUUCCAUUAAUGCUUGUUUCAAGGAAUAUUUUUAUAAAACAACAUGGUUGAAACAAAGUUUGUUUUCGCAUGGCGAAUGAUGGAAUGCAUAGCUUUCCAUCAGUGAAAUCUCCACUAAUUAAUACUAAUGAUUAUCACUUUAUAAGUCUAUUCACAUGGAAGGUGUCGGACGAUAAAUAUUUCCAUCUAUUUUUGAGAAUUUGACUUAUUUGAUGGUGAGCUUUGUAUAAUAAUUCCAUGAAAUAAUAAGUCAGUAAGAUGGGUUAGGAAUAUGUCAUAAGAAAAUGCAUAAAGCAUGACUUGUUUAUGAAUUACUUAGUUGAUUAAAAUAAUGAUCUUUUAUUAACUUAUAAUAAUUAAUUUUUUGUAAGCAAUUCUGUGAUUAUUCUCAUUUGAGCUUGAGUUCGUAAACAUAAAUAUCCUGAUCUGUGUAAUUGCAGUUAUUUUCACGAAAUUUUAAUAAGAUUAUCUUAAUUGUAAUUUCUUCUAUUUUUUUGAAGUAAAAACAAGUUGUCUAAUAUUUAUUAACUGUGAAUAAUAUUUUAAAUUUGACAAUAUAUUCUUAUUGAUUUAAACCACAGAUAUGGACUUAAGUCAAUGUCGUAACUGCAUAUCGCAAUGCUUUUGCACAUCCUUUGCCUCCUUAAGGUAUCAUUGUAGUCCACAAAAUUUAGAUUGAAAGAAUAUCAAAGGGGUUGUUUAAUAUGAGUUCAAGAUCUACACCCA